AUGGCAUGCUUGGCAGCAGCCUCAUCUACUACUUCACUUGUCUUUUCUUCCUCCUUCUGCUCGUCUCGUCUCUUCAUCAGAACACUCGCUUUAAGGUCUGCUUCAUCACCACCGCGUCUUUUUUCUACCACCGCAGUACCUCUCCGCAGCCUCGUGGCUCGCGCCACUCUCGGCUUCACUCACCCCUCCAUCAAGGAAACCCCCAAGCUCUCUUUCACGGCGAAGGAUACUGACGCGGCGGAGUGGAAAGGGGACCUCUUAGCCGUUGCCGUGACGGAAAAGGACGUAGCUAGGGACGACGAGUCCAGAUUCCAGAAUCCAAUUUUGAGCGCGCUGGACUCCAAAUUGGGCGGGUUAUUAGCUGAAGCCUCGUUCGAAGAGGACUUCGCCGGAAAAGUUGGACAGUCAACGGUUCUCCGAAUUGCAGCUGGAAUUGGAUCCAAGAGAGUCGCCUUGCUUGGCCUCGGAGCUUCUGCUUCUGGUCCGGCCGCCUUUAAAGGCCUUGGUGAGGCUGUUGCUGCAGCUGCUAAGUCCGCUCAGGCUGUCCAUGUCGCUGUCGUUUUAGCUUCUUCUUCUCAAGGACUAUCUUCCCUUAACACUGCCUCUGCAAUCGCCACUGGGACCGUUCUGGGAACAUUUGAGGAUACCAGGUACAAGACGGAGUCGAAGAAAUCGUUCCUUAAAUCAGUUGACAUUAUUGGUCUCGGAACUGGGCCUGAAGUGGAGAAGAAACUUAAGUAUGCAGGAGACGUUUCUUCUGGAGUCCUUCUUGGAAGGGAGCUUGUAAAUUCUCCACCUAAUGUUCUCACACCAGGAGUAUUGGCAGAAGAAGCAUCUACGAUUGCUUCAACAUAUAGUGAUGUUUUUACUGCCAAAAUAUUGGAUGCUGAACAGUGUAAGGAACUGAAAAUGGGGUCCUAUCUGGCUGUUGCUGCAGCCUCCGCAAAUCCUCCUCAUUUUAUCCAUCUGCAUUAUAAACCUCCAACUGGACCUGUCAAUGUCAAGUUGGCGUUAGUUGGAAAAGGUUUGACUUUUGAUAGUGGUGGCUACAACAUAAAGACCGGAUCUGGCUGUAUGAUUGAGCUCAUGAAAUUUGAUAUGGGUGGAUCUGCUGCAGUUCUUGGAGCAGCAAAAGCUCUUGGACAAAUCAAACCUCUUGGAGUGGAGGUUCAUUUUAUAGUUGCAGCUUGUGAGAAUAUGAUUAGUGGAACAGGUAUGAGGCCUGGAGACGUUCUCACAGCUUCAAAUGGAAAAACUAUAGAGGUUAACAACACAGAUGCUGAGGGUAGGCUUACUCUAGCAGAUGCUCUGGUGUAUGCUUGUAACCAAGGUGUUGAUAAGAUAAUAGACUUGGCAACAUUAACUGGGGCAUGUAUAAUUGCUUUAGGACCCUCAAUUGCAGGUGCAUUUACAUCCAGCGAGGAGCUGGCUAAGGAAGUUUUUGAUGCUUCUGAAGUGAGUGGGGAGAAACUAUGGAGGUUGCCAAUAGAAGAAAGUUAUUGGGAAUCAAUGAAAUCUGGAGUUGCUGAUAUGGUGAACACUGGUGGUCGACAAGGUGGUGCUAUCACUGCCGCUCUUUUCUUAAAGCAGUUUGUUGACGAAAAGGUUCAAUGGAUGCAUAUUGAUUUAGCUGGUCCUGUGUGGAAUGAAAAGCAGCGUUGUGCAACAGGAUUUGGUGUAUCAACUUUAGUGGAAUGGGUAUUGAAGAAUGCAUCUUAA
Molecule: messenger RNA, 1719 nt
Organism: Vicia faba (fava bean)
Lineage: Eukaryota; Viridiplantae; Streptophyta; Magnoliopsida; Fabales; Fabaceae
Source: the annotation of a GenBank genome assembly